GUCAGGAUACGAGAUGAAUGAACGCUCGUUUAUGUUACUAUUUUUUGAAAUUGGCUAAGAUCGGGUCAGAAGUCGAGAAUUCCACUAUUGAGAAACAGCGCAAGGAGCUGCAGCUGCUCAUCGGAGAAUUAAAAGAUCGGGAUAAAGAGCUCAACGACAUGGUGGCGGUGCACCAGAGGCAGCUGCUGUCCUGGGAGGAGGACCGCCAGAAAGUGCUGACCCUGGAGGAGCGCUGCAGCAAGCUGGAAGGUGAACUACAUAAAAGAACAGAAAUAAUCAGAUCACUCAUGAAGAAGGUCAAGGUCCUGGAAUCCAAUCAAAUCGAAUGUCAGACAGCUCUCCAGAAGACUCAGCUACAGCUGCAGGAGAUGGCUCAAAAGGCAACACACUCUUCCCUUCUCUCCGAGGACCUUGAGGCUAGAAACGAGAAUCUCAGCAGCACAUUGGUGGAGCUUUCUGCUCAGGUGGGACAAUUACAAGCUAGAGAACAGGCUCUCACUACAAUGAUAAAGCUGAAGGACAAAGAUAUUAUCGAGGCCGUCAAUCACAUUGCAGAUUGUUCGGGUAAAUUUAAAUUGCUAGAGCAUGCUUUGCGUGAUGCCAAGAUGGUGGAGAAUUCUAUUGUGAAAGAAAAGCAAGACUAUAAACAGAAGUUGAAGGCACUCAAGAUUGAAGUCAAUAAACUAAAAGAGGAUCUAAAUGAAAAGACAACAGAAAACAACGAACAGCGGGAAGAGAUCAUUCGCCUCAAGCAAGAGAAGAGCUGUCUGCAUGAUGAACUGAUCUUCACUGUGGAGAGAGAAAAGAGGAAAGACGAGCUACUGGAUAUUGCCAAGUCAAAGCAAGAACGUACGAACUCAGAACUCCAUAAUCUGAGACAGAUUUAUGUAAAGCAACAGAGUGAUCUUCAGUUUCUUAAUUUCAAUGUGGAAAAUUCUCAGCAAUUUAUACAGAUAUGUGACUCAAAGAUGGAGGAAUCAAAGACCCUGGAAUCCAGCAGUGCCAUGUGUUUAUCAGACCUUGAGAACGACCACCGGAAAGUCGAUGCUCAGAGAGAGAAGUCUUCGGUCACGGACCACAGAUUCGAGGCCAGGUUGGCCCAGCACAAUCGGUCAGAGAAGAGCUCUUGUAAUGCUUGCAAAGAGAAGAAAUUGCAGACCGGUACUGCGGCGGGGGAAAGUGUGAUUACUCUCUCUUCUCUGUUUACCAAAGACUUGACGGAGAAACCGAGGUCUUGGCCUCCGGGUGCAAAACUCCGGACUGACGGGGCCAGGCUCCGGGGCCUGGAGGAGGGGCGGCGGCGCGACCUCGACCUCGACCUCGACAUCUACCUGGGCCUGGCCGGGAGGGCGGACGCCGAGGAACCCGUCCCGGGCGCCCGCACCAACCGGCUCCCCCCGGGGCGCAGUGUGCGGUGUUCAGCUUUCCAUUUCCCAAACUUCAUCGCUUUCUUCAGUCAUUCCUCCUCCUGUCUCACUCUUCACAGGGAGCUGACCCAGUCCCAUUGUUUGAGUUCCUCAAAACCCGCCAUAAACUGGGAUGAGACAGAGGCCUUUCCUGAUGAAAAGAACACACCCACCAGUUUGUUAAUCGACAGAGAUUCAACCCUGUCUAAAGAAAAGGACGACUUCUCGCCCACGAGCAAGCUGCAGCGUCUGCUGGCCGAGUCCCGGCAGAUGGUCACCGACCUGGAGCUCAGCACGCUGCUGCCCCUCGGCUGCCAGGACCCGGGCGGUGGCGCCAGAAGCAAGGCUCAGAAGAGUCAGCUCAAAAGAACACCUUCAUCAGUCCCUGAAGAACACACAGACAGCCCCAGUGUUCACCGAGGCCCUGGAAGCAGAUUUCUGGUCCGAGUGAAGGCAAAGCAAACGUCAGUAAGGCUCCCUUCCCUAAAACCAGAUCGUGGGCCGUGAGCCUUCGCGGGUCCCGGGAAGCAGGGCUGAGCACCUACUUUGGUUUUCAGUGAAGUGUUCCAUGUGGCUUUCUCAUACCUUUACAAGCUUGGGAUUAUGCCAAGAGGGAGAAGACUUCUGUGGAAGGACCCAGGUGCCCUGCAGCCCUGGAGAACAUCGGAACCGAGUGUGAAAUCCACUCGCUCUGCCUUCUCGGGACUUGCACGCACAUCUAAGUUAGAAUCAGGGAGCUCUCAGAGUCGGCUCCAAAUAUGUGAGGACAGUGUUGUCUUCUAUAGUUUUAGGGCUGCACUUUGCCGGUUAAUAGACAUGACUGAGAGUCACAUGACGCGAGUGGGGGUCAUUUGCCCUUGGCUGCUGACUGUCCAGGUCAUCUGUCCUAGGCCAGGCAGAGUCCGUCUUGCUGGAUUUGUAUCUGUCCAUCCAUUAACACAAACAAAUGUGUACUGGAAGAUCAA
Molecule: messenger RNA, 2371 nt
Organism: Fukomys damarensis (Damara mole-rat)
Lineage: Eukaryota; Metazoa; Chordata; Mammalia; Rodentia; Bathyergidae
Gene: Ccdc62
Product: coiled-coil domain containing 62
Exons: 14
Coding region: 18-1913 (631 amino acids)
Source: RefSeq, a predicted model, not a curated record